Messenger RNA from Harpia harpyja (harpy eagle), 5287 nucleotides. It is a transcript of the gene SDF4, whose product is annotated as stromal cell derived factor 4. Gene Ontology annotation, cellular component: endoplasmic reticulum. Lineage: Eukaryota; Metazoa; Chordata; Aves; Accipitriformes; Accipitridae. The transcript has 7 exons. Gene Ontology annotation, molecular function: calcium ion binding. The coding region runs from base 416 to 1486 and encodes 356 amino acids. The record is from RefSeq and is a predicted model, not a curated record. Gene Ontology annotation, biological process: calcium-ion regulated exocytosis.
CAACUGUUUUGGGUGGCGGCAAGGGAAGGCGUUUCAGCUUAGGGAAGGCCUGCGCCUCGGCCGGCUGUGUUUCCAGCCCUGAUGGAAGCUGUGGUGCGCGGCGGUGCGCCCUCGUUGUGGCACAGUAGAGCGCGUGGUCUUGUGAUCGUAGUGUGUUAGCUAGCUAACUGCUGUUCUGGUUUCACAAGGAUUGGUAGUGGCGUUACGUACAAAAGGCAGUAUUUUUAAGGGCUCCCGAGCGAAACAGAUAAGCACAAAACUGGAGGUGUACGUAUAGCCAGGAAAAGGGACCUGGCAGGGAAUUAAAAAAAGUCCCUUCACGCUUGGAGGAGGAGGUCUGCUUUGUUAUUAAUUGAGAUCAUUUAGUCCAUUCACAGUAAUUUAAUCAGCUAAUAUUUUUAAUAAAAAGGAAAAAAUGAUGUCAAGACAGGCCUUUCUCUGCAGUUUGGGAUCUCUGUAUUUGUCCCUUCUGUUUGUAUUUCUUCUAAUGGAUGUUUAUGCAAGGCCUGCAAAUAAUUCAGCUCUCAAAGAAAAGCCAGCUGAUAGUAAAGAUGAGAAUGAGAUCUUGCCCCCAGAUCACUUGAAUGGGGUCAAAAUGGAGAUGGAUGGACAUCUUAAUAAAGAAUUUCAUCAAGAAGUUUUUCUAGGAAAAGAGAUGGAAGAGUUUGAGGAAGAUUCAGAACCCAGAAAAAACAGGAAGAAGCUCAUGGUCAUCUUUUCAAAGGUGGAUAUAAAUAAUGAUAAAAAGAUAGGUGCAAAAGAGAUGCAGCGCUGGAUCAUGGAAAAGACAGAUGAACAUUUCCAGGAAGCUGUGGAAGAGAAUAAAAUGCACUUCCGAGCUGUGGACCCUGAUGGCGAUGGCCAUGUGUCCUGGGAUGAAUAUAAAAUUAAAUUUUUGGCAAGUAAGGGCUUUAAUGAAAAAGAGAUUGCAGAGAAGAUCAGAAACAACGAAGAGUUGAAAAUAGAUGAAGAAACACAGGAAGUUUUAGAUAACCUGAAGGAUCGGUGGUACCAAGCUGACAACCCACCUCCUGAUCUGUUGUUGAAUGAAGAAGAAUUCUUGUCUUUUCUUCAUCCAGAGCAUAGUAGGGGAAUGCUGAAGUUCAUGGUGAAAGAAAUCAUCCGAGAUUUGGAUCAAGAUGGAGAUAAGAAACUUACCCUUUCAGAGUUCAUUUCAUUACCUGUUGGUACUGUAGAGAACCAGCAAGCUCAAGAUAUUGAUGAUGACUGGGUAAAAGACAGAAGGAAGGAAUUUGAGGAGGUCAUUGAUGCUAACCAUGAUGGUAUUGUCACAAUGGAAGAGCUGGAGGAAUACAUGGAUCCUAUGAAUGAAUACAAUGCCCUAAAUGAAGCAAGGCAAAUGAUAGCAGUAGCAGAUGAAAAUCAAAACCAUCACUUAGAGCUGGAGGAGAUCCUGAAAUAUAGUGAAUACUUCACAGGCAGCAAGCUUAUGGACUAUGCACGUAACGUCCAUGAGGAGUUCUGAUCCUGCUCGCUUUUCCAGAGCUCUGAAGCACUUUCUUGCUUUCAAAAAGAAAAAAGAAAAAAAGGAAAAAGUCCAACCCCCAAACAGACAAGUUACUUUGCUGCUAUCUGUGUUACAUGCCUACAGUGUGUUGUCCUAGACUUAAAAAAACCUUCCGUCCAUACAUAAGAUCUACAGCUCUGUUGCCUUCUGUAUGAGGGGGAAAAUAAUGGGGCAGGUAUUGGACUACAUCUGUUCGCCCUGGUUGGUACGGUUAAUCCAGCUGAAGUUUCAGCUGCUUUUGUCUAAUCAUAUUUGGUGGAGGCUUCUUAAAUAUUUAACUCUUCUUGUUGCCCUCAUAGCUGCUGAUCCAUGGAAAUCACAAAUAACACUGAAAGAUGUUGGCUUUUGUGUAGGGGAUUGUGGUUCAAAUACGUGUGUUCUGACCUCAUGAGAAUUUCCAUACAUAGACUGAUGGGCUAAUCUUCCAGUAUUUUUCUCAAUGCUUCUCAACCUACUUACGUAUUGUUGAGAAUUUAAUACAAGUUCUCCCUCCAUUGCUGAACUACCUUUAGGAGCUGUGGGGAAGAACUUAUUUUAAAUGUUAGAGAAACUCUUCUGCAUCUGCUUUAAAAAGAAUACUGGUUAUAGCGUGACAAGCUUUGCGUUUGCAACUGCACUGGUAAUGUGAGAGACUUAAGAUUGCUUAUGUCUUCAAAAAAUCAAAUUUCAUGGGGAAGGUUUCUUUGUGGACUUAAAGAUUUUGGACAGAGCAAUGGGAUUCACCUAGGUGUGUGAUUACUGCUUAACUAAAACUCAUUGUUAAAACUAGUGUAAUUACUUGCCUCUGCAAAUUAAUGAUGCUGAUGAACUCAUGAAUGGUGAAGCUGGGGGAAAUACAGGCUUUGCUUUUGAACUGCUUUUGCCAGAGCAAUGUGCAGUCAGCACUUGAGAAGCUUUUUAAUCAGUCUGGUUUUGGGUAAUCUCUGAAAGCGUCUUGCAACGCAAGGGUCAUAUCCACUACUGUCUAAAAUAGAAAAUUUAUUUUUACUCUGGUUCCAUCUUUACAGUAAAAACCCCUCUUUCUGAAGGGUUGCCUGAAAAUCCAAGUGAGAUGUUAUAUUUGAUUAAAUUUAUUCUCUUAAUAUAAUGUAAAUAUAAGUAUUGUUGUCUGUUUCUGUCUCAGUAUUCCCUUUCUCUUCUUUUUUUUUUUAUUGUUUUUGUUAAAUGGCUUGUAUCAGAGUCUUUUUAUAUACAUAUAUCUUUUCUCAUUAAAUAUUUUUCUCCAUGCUUUGGAAAUGUUGCUGUUCUUAGGUUUGUCAGUAAGUGGGAAAAAUUGAAGUUCUUCAGAGGACAGACAAAUUAAAAUAUGAUUUUGAAAGAAUGGUAAGAGAGGGAUAAAUCCAGUUGAUAAUCUCGUGUUAAAAUGAGCUUAGAAUGUCUGCCACUUUAGUCAGCCUCCACUCCUUUCCACCUCUGUACCAAUGCCCCACAUGUACAUGGUUGCAGGGUGGUGAGAUUUUAAUAUGGCUAGAAUCUGGAGAUGUUCAAAACAAAAUUCCAUGUCUAUAAAAAUGGGGUGCUUAGCAGAAGUCAUAGGUAUGGCUGGUUUAGAUUGAUUGGCAAAAGGUCUAGGUUUUGCUUUGCUGUUGUUUUAACUAAGGCUUCAUAAAUAUGCAAUGACCUGCGCUUUAAACUAACACAAAAUUAUACAUGUAAACAUACAGUUUUGCAAUGUGGUUGUUUGCAAUCUAGUUAAGACAAAAGUUUUAGCAAUAUUAGUUGAUAAUUGUGUAAAUAUCCAGCCUGCAUUUUUGUAUUAUGCUCUAGUUGUUUGCACAAUUCAAUUAUUUAGAUACAAUUUGAGUGGACAAGUUCUGUCUUGUCACACCUGAUGCUAAGAAGGCAAGUGCUAGUUUGCAGAGGAAUUCUUGAGCAGCUGAAAUACGAUGAUGUAAUUUGGAACUUUGUCUGUCAGUAGAGGCAAAAAUUAUGCAUAUGCAGUCUUAGUUUAAUCUUCUGAUAAUGUGAGCAUGGAAUCCCUUGAAAAAUACAAGGUAACACAGUAUUUAGCUAGCAACUGCAAAAAUGUUAAAAUAUGUAGUGUUGUUGUGAUAUUUGCCACAUGCCUGAUAAAUCUGAAACUUGAGGAACAACUGUGAAAAAUUCGUUUUUAAUGUGUGCAUGGAGUUCUGCACCUUAAUGUGUUUUGUUUUUCUCUGCCAGAAAUCAGGAUCACAUGUUAACUAACAGCUGUAAGGAUUAAGUGGACUGCAUGGUGAGAUUUGGAGGUACAUGAGAUUAUUCCUGUCUUGGAAUUUUGGAAGUUCAAACUAUUCUAGUUUGUCCGUAGACUUACUUAUUUUUUAAAAUUCUUUAAGUAUUUUAUAUGCACUCAGUCUUUCUCAGAUUCUUGUAGGUCCUUUCCCAUAGGUGAACCCUUACUUGCCUGUAAUCCCUAAGGAAUCUAGUGACUUCUUUAAAGCCUUUCAUUAAGCACUAGUUAGGAGUUCUGUGUUCAGUUUUGGGUUGUUUUUUUUUCAUGUACACAGGCAAUCUGCCUACAGUUAAUAGGACUUGGUAUCUGAGUGCUACUGUCUCAUGAACAUGUUUCAUCUUUCCAGAUUUCAAAAGCUUGUAUAGAAUACCUAGGAUAAGCACUUAUAGUAAAAAAUGAUACAUGUGUAUUAAAUAAAAGCAGAACAGGUUCUUAUUUCUGACCCAUAACAUGGCUCAACUCACCACUCUGAAGCUUUCUUCUCCUAUUAGAACCAGAGUAGCUGCCUCCAGGCUGUUUUUUGGGAGCAGCCUGUGACAUAUGAUCCCCAUGGCAAUGCCAAGCAGCAUUUGGGAGAGGUUAAUUUGCAUGGGUGAAAAUCCAGCCGAAAAGUGUGCUAGUUGUGAAAUGCUAUGGGGUAAUCACUGUGUUCUCUCCGUUUUAUUUACUUGCAUAAUAUGGCCAUAUAAAGGAAUCUGGCAAUAUCAAGCCUGGUAACACUUAAGGAUGCCAUACAUAAAAGUUGAAUUCUCAAGAUGGUAUGUGGGUAACUGCUUUUAUUAAAUGAGCAUUUAAUUUGUAUUAAAGUAUCCUUAUCAAGAAUAUCAAUGCUUCAUCAUGUCUGCUCUAGUAUUUUGGGAUUUUUCCAUUUAAAUGUAUAUAGCAGAAUUUUAACCUUAUCUUGUUUGUGAACAUCAUAGGAGUUGGCAUUUUCAGUUUCUUACUGAAUAAUAAUUGACUUACUGAAUAGGUAAAGUCUGCUACUGUUUGUGAAGGAGAAUUGGGGAAGAAAAAAAUCUGGUUAGAUACUGCUGAGGGAAUGACUGAGUCAUGAGGUAUAAAGCCACUUAAAUGGCACUGUGUGAUACAGUGGGAAGAGACUUGGGUAUUUCCUGCAUGCAGGUACUGAGUGUGAAGGUAGUUGAAGUUCAGCUGGUAUGUCAGCACUGACAGCUUUACUCCCUUUUGGAAAGAAUGGCUUAAGGUGUAACUUCUUUUCCAUAGCAGUUGUUUUCCAAAAUGCUUGGAAAAUAGAAGUAGAAAAAUAGUUACUGUUUUGCCUGACUUUUGUCUCCCCUUCCGCUCUUAAACAGUCUUAUGGAAAUGUAAGAAAGAAAUGAAAAGCAGCAGUUCUGGAUAAAACAUGCCACGAUAUUGCUGUUCAGUCCUCCGAAAUACUGCAGGCUAAUUGGGAUUCCAAAUGUACUUCUGUUCCAAUCAAAUCUCCCUUGCAUUUAGAUGUAGAUUGACUGUAGAUCUACUUUGUCUGGGAAGUCUGGCUGUGUUUUUUAACUAAUGUAAAUAAAACACCUUUGAUUACUGUA